AUGACUUCGCUUUCGAGAGCAUCGACCCUCACACCAUGCAGUUCACCGGCACCUCCUGGAAUUCCAGUGCAACCAGACCAUUUCUAUGGCACCGAGAACGUGCAGCUACCGCCCUCACCCAACUCCGACGGCAAGACAUACCUGGACCCUGCAGAUGACCCCCUGGCGCAUCGCGGAAUCCCUGUCUUCAAGCCCACAAUGGAGGAAUUCCGGGAUUUCGAAGAAUAUAUGAACAGGGUGGAAUGUUGGGGCAUGAGGAGUGGUAUAGUGAAGAUCAUUCCGCCCAAGGAAUGGACCGACUCCCUACCACCGCUCAAGGAACAGCUGGCCAAUGUCAAGAUCAAGACGCCCAUCGAGCAGCACAUGCUUGGGAGUGGUGGCCUCUUCCGCCAGGAGAACAUGGAGAAGAGGAAGCUGAUGAGCGUUCGGGAGUGGGCAGAGCUUUGCAUCAAGGACGAGUUCAGGGCACCGGGCGUGCACGACGUCGGUCUCUCUUCCCGUGGCGCGAACGUACCAACAACUCGACCCCCCAGAGUUGCCCGACGGACGAAGCAGAAGUCGGAAACUGUGAAGGCAGAAUCGACCGGCCCGGCGUCGAAUGUUAUCACUGUCAAGGAAGAACCGACGGAGGACUGUCACUCACUUUCGGAGGAGCGGACGACCCAAACCAUUGUGACGCCGCCACACAGUGAAGUAGUCCCGCCGUCACCUGCCCCGACGGUCACCGCCAGCAAGGGCAAGAAGACGAAGAAGAAGCAGGCACCACUCGAGAGGGCAAGCCUGGCCGAUCGUGCUGCUCGAGAUCGCGCGUUUCUUGAAGUUUUCGAUCCUCAUCAGGAAUGGCUGCCUCCGAACACCAAAGCGGCGGAUUACACUCCAGAGUUCUGCCAGACACUCGAACGACAUUACUGGAGGAAUUGUGGUUUAGGAAAGCCGGCUUGGUACGGGGCAGAUACACAGGGCUCCCUGUUUACCAACGAAACGAGAUCGUGGAAUGUAGCUCACCUGAAGUCUGCUCUUACGAGACUGUUACCAUCCUCUAGUCAAGGUUUACCUGGAGUCAACACACCUUAUCUCUACUUCGGAAUGUGGAGAGCAACUUUUGCCUGGCACGUCGAAGAUAUGGACCUGUUCAGCAUCAACUACAUUCACUUCGGUGCCCCGAAGUUCUGGUAUGCCGUUCCACAAGGAAGGGCAAAUGCCCUCGAACAAAUUAUGCGAGGCUACUUCCCGAAAGAUACCUCGCAAUGCCCUCAAUUCCUCCGCCAUAAGUCUUUCCUUGCCUCUCCUUCUCUGCUAGCGAAGGAUUCCUGCCGGCCAAACCACAUGGUGCAGCAAGCUGGCGAGUUUGUCAUCACAUACCCGCGGGGUUACCAUGCCGGCUUCAAUUUGGGUUUCAAUUGCGCAGAGAGCGUGAACUUCGCUCUCGAUAGCUGGCUCGAGCUUGGCCGUAAGGCCAAGGCAUGCGAAUGUAUCAGCGAUAGCGUUCGCAUAGACGUAGACGAACUUCUCAAAGAACGAGCCGAGGAACAAAACCUUCCCCCCCCUCUCGUCGAGGAACCACCACCAGCGAAGCCCUCUAAAAGGUCGUCACCAAAGAAGCAAAUUGUCAAGCAGGAGGUCCAGGAGGAGAAUCUACCACCAAUACAACCGUCCAAGGCACCGUCACGGAAACGCAAAUCGGACGCGAGCGAAGAAGGCCCAAAACCGAAGAAGAUUAAGUUCAAGGCGCCGUCCAAAGCUUCUACUUCUGUAGCAGGACCGUCGACUUCAACUGGCCGCUCGACCUCUAAACAUCUACCAAAGGUUUCAGUUACACUUAAACUCGGGCCCCGGCCAGCGGAACCAGAAUCACUCCCCUGUUGUCUGUGCGUGUCAACGAGCGAAGAGGGCCUGCUGCGUGUUCAAGACCCGCCUGUCAAGAAAGAUGCGAUCGAGGGUGCGAGUCACCCUAAAGUGUGGAUGGCCCAUGAACUAUGUGCCAAAAUUGUUCCUGAAACCUGGGUCGACGACCUGCUGCUCCCGCAUGGAGGUAGCGAGCGGGUCGUGUACGGUGUAGAUGCCAUCGUCAGAGAUCGGUGGAACUUGAAAUGCUCUGCUUGCACGAAGAACAGGAUGAAGGGCCACGGCGCGCCUGUGCAGUGCACGAAGGGCAAGUGUCCAAAGGCGUUCCAUGUCAACUGCGCCAAGGAAGGUCACGCUCAGGGCAUUGUCUUCUCCGUCGUACGAGACGUUGAGAAGGAAGUAGUCCUCUACAAUACUCCUCCGCCGACAGCUGCUGCCUGUGCUUCUGCCAACCUGUACGAGAUGCCAGUCGAGUCAGAUCCAAGCACUUUCACAGGAGAUCCAGCGGACUUCUACGCGAUGGCUGUGGACGGCCAAUUGAUAGGCCCCACGGAGCACCACAAUUCUAUGGCCGCCGACGAGACCACCGUUCUCAAGGUCAUCAAGAAACUUGAGGUGCAAAUCCUAUGCACCCAACACAACCCGGCUGUGGCCGCCCAGAAGAGGGCCAGUAAACAAGACAAGAUUCGUCAGGACCUGCUCGCACUGCCCUCGAUGGCGCGAAUCAAGAUUCGCGUCAGCGCUGGAGUGUUCGAGGUGUCCUUGAUUAGGGUCAUUGAGGAGACUGGCUCGGUGGAAGUGUUGUGGGACCGGGGCACGAAGCGGGAGUUCAAGUGGGGAAGUGUGGUCUUUGGAACGACAGAUGGCCCAGUUCAGCAGAAACCAUCCGAUAUACUGGCAUAUGCGGAACAAGAACAGAUUCAUCUCCAACAUCAACAGCAGCACCAGCAGCAAGAACGUCCUCCGAGUGUUCUGCCCGUGAAUACCUUCCCAUCCGUGUCAGCUGCUACGGCACAGCGACACUCAUACAACCAGACCUCUUAUGCUCUAAUCGCACCGGCCCCCUCUUCUUCCGCAAUGCCGCUCAACCGUUCAACGUCAUCCUCCUCAACAACACCGGCCACUCAGCCUGCCACGAACCUGAACCACCAGGCGUAUGGGAACAGAACGGCAUACACCAUUCCGGCUCGCACGGGGUCUUACGAUUACUGGGCCUACGCAUCUGCAGCCGCAGCUGCGCAAUACAACAGUCAGGCGUACGGAUACCCCUACAGCGGGUACUAUGCUAGCGCAGGAAACAGCACGAGCGCUGUAGGAUCCAAGCACUAUAACCCAUAUGCGUAUGCUCAGGCCUACGCCGCCCAUUCAUCAGCGCAUGCUCAAGCCUAUCGCACAGGUGCUGGCGCUGGCCAGCCAUUGAAUUGGCAGCAGCCUUAUCAGGGGCCGCCACAAUUGCAAUCGCAAACUCACCCACAGCAGCAGAUGCAAGGUCUGGCCCAAGCUCAGGGCUCGAGUUUGGGGGUAGCUGCAGUUCGGACGAGUUCUGAGGCCGGUCACGCUUCGGAGAGUUCGCAAGCUCCUCACGAGUCUGGCACGCAAGCGUCGUCUUCAUCUUCGUUUCGGCGUGAUGCAUCUCAGCAGGUGACAACACCCCCUUUCGUGGAUGGAGCAAAGUCGACCCCUCAGUCCACUACACCCUCUGACGAGCAGUCUCAGGGUCGACUGGAGAUGAAUACCGCGACGGAGCCUGCAAGUGCGGGUGCGUCCACCGUGCACUCUCCCAAUACCGUGGUGGCCCUUGGAGCACAAGUGUCCUCGUAUCAAGACCUUGCUACGCUUGCGUCGCUUCCGCCUACCCAGAUCGCUGAUAUUUUGCGAGCCAAUCCCCAGUUGCGGGAGAUGGUAAUGGCGGCGGUUGACCAGGUGAAGAAGACCGAGGCUAACCCUUGA
Messenger RNA from Cyclocybe aegerita, 3795 nucleotides. The record is from the annotation of a GenBank genome assembly. Lineage: Eukaryota; Fungi; Basidiomycota; Agaricomycetes; Agaricales; Hemipholiotaceae.